Molecule: messenger RNA, 3063 nt
Organism: Ictidomys tridecemlineatus (thirteen-lined ground squirrel)
Lineage: Eukaryota; Metazoa; Chordata; Mammalia; Rodentia; Sciuridae
Source: RefSeq, a predicted model, not a curated record
GCCUGGACCCAAAGUGCUUUUCAUUCCCAGGAUCUGGAGAGGGAAGACAGGAGCCAAGAGGAGCCAGCACCAGCGAUGCAGAGGCCCCACCUACAGAGCUGGCCAGGGAGAAAACUGACACAGAAAGCUUCAGAGCCCUCUGUCCUGGCCUUGCAGUGCCUGCCAGCACCCCAAAAUACCCCACAGGGGCUGGGCUCUGGCCUAGGUCAGGAGAGAGAAACUCAGAAACUGCUGAGUUUGGACCCUCUUCAGAGUCAGAGACAGGAGGACCCUAUGGGCCAGACAGAAAAGACACCUCAGGGUCAGCGAGGGGACACCUCCCAGUGGGGGAACAGAGAAGUAUCUCAGAGUCAGAGAGAGAAGACAUUCCAGGGUCAGAGUGGGGAGGCACCCCAGGAUGAGAACAAAGAAAUCCCUCAAAGAGGAAAUAGCCCUAAGUGCCAGAGAAAGGAGAUUGGGCAGGGUCAGGAAAUGAAAACCCUUCAAUCUUGGGAAGCCCCUCUCUCACAAGCAUGGGAGGUGACUCAGGGAGAAGCGCCUGUAAGGGCUCGGGAAAGGGAGAGUCCAGGCCGCUGGGGGAAAACCACCCAGCGAAUGCAGGCCAAGCCCGAAGGCCGGAGUCACAAAGCGGCCGAGGCCGUGAUAAAGCCAGGGGCCGCCCGAGAUGGGGCGUGGGCUCCUCUCCUGGACCCCAGGUCCCUGGCCCGACAACAACUCACAGGCCCAGGAGGUGGGAUGCUGGCGGCACUAAGCACCGAGGGCUGUGGGCAGCAGGCUACCCAGGGAGGAGGCCACCGUCCCGCGGAGCAGGAGGUGGGUGAGGUGAAGCUCCCGGGCGCGCUCCGGGAGCUUAGGGGCGUUCCUGGGGGACCCAAAGCUUCGAAGGCUGCGUGGCCUGGGCCCCUGGGCGGGGAGAAGGCGCCGGCGAGCGUGAGCGCGGCGCAGCAGAAGAUGGCUCUGCAGCGGCUGCUGGAGCUGCAUGGCGCGGCCAGGCGGCGACGGCGGCAGGAACGCGAGCAGCAGCGGCUCCGGGUCUUGGAACGGCUCCGCAUCGCCAGCCACCGCCACUGCCGAGUUCACCCUCUGGGGCUCCCUUCCAGCCCGGCUCAGCUCCCGCCACAGGCAAGAAGAGCCCGGGGUGAAGGCGGCGGGUCCCUCCGGACCUGGCCCGGGGAGGGACGGAGCGCCGGAGGGGCGGGUGUGUGAUGCAGUUGCUACCCUGGCCAGUGACAUCGGCUCAGCCAUCUGCCUACCUAGGAGGACGUGACCGGGCGGUGGAGCGCACUGCGGAAGCAGCUAGAACAAGUGCACCUGGAAAGGACCCGGUGGCUGCGGGCGCUCAGGACCAGGAAUACCCGGAAUUUCCAGGAGCUACUGUGGCCCCCUGGCGUUGAGAAGCCUGCACCUGAAGAAUAGCGCCCACACUUUCCGAUGGCUCUGGGCAUUGCUGGGUCUCUGAAGGGAUAAUUAAGGAGAUAGGAGUUAAGGAAAAGGCAAAGACGUCUACCGCCAGGUCAGAAAGGCCUAGAACGCAGCUUCAGGGCCAGGGAGAGCAGACCAGAAACACAAAGCAGCUUCGCCCUACCAGGAGGCCUGUUAUUUUUUCCCGUGCCUCCCACGGGCUAAAGGUCAGAGGGCCAGAUCCCGGGGAUCCAGCAUUGAAAAGGCCCCAUUCUUCCGGAAGAACGACUCUAUGUGGCACAUCUUGCAGGAGGCCAGUUCUUGCUUUGCUGGGGUACCUUGGGAAAAAAUGUCAGAGGCCAGGAAUGAGUUCCUGGGGAAGGAACUCAGCACAGAAGCUAACUUGUCUGCAUAGCACUAAGACUCUGCCUGUGUUGGAUCUACUUUUUGUGAAUAAAUAAAAAGCUUCUGAGGAGUAGCACUUCAGGAAAAUACAGGCUGGAUCCUGGACAUUGCACCAGUGGCAACAUGACCUGACAGCUGUCAGCCAUCAUCAUCCCCUGCUUCAGGAUCCCUUGCCAGCCCUGCUUGUCCCAGGAUAGACUGCAGAGAAGGGGCCUUCUACCUCUGCUCCCCUUACUUCUCUCUUAGGGUCCUAGGGGAAAUGUGGGAGCUUUUUGGGUAAACUUUCAACUGUACUGACCCCCCACCACCCACCUUUCCUGCACAGGCUCUCAAACAGCUGGGAAAAGAUCCAGGACUAAGUGAUCUCUCUUGAGAUUAGUGGCUCUCAACACCACCCAGCAAACCAGCAGCACUUUUGGAAAACCAAAACUGAGCCGGGGUUAGGGAGCAGACAGCCUUUCUGCCACACCAUUUCCACCUAUGCCUGACUCCACCCUCAAGUCAGAUUUCAGCAACUCCAGUUCUCCAGGUGACCUCACCCCAUCUCUGGGCUUUAAGUUACACUUAUAUUCCAGUAAGCCCUGAAUUUACUUCUCCAACUCUGACCUCAAUCCUGAUGUCCAGACUUUCUCCAUCCUGAAUGGUACUGCAAGUAACCCAUACUUGCGGUACCAUUCACAGCGCAACAUCUUCUCCCUUAGAUAUUUCUCCUUCCAGAUAUUCCUCCAUCCUGAUGUCCAGCCUCAUUGGCACUUCAAGCCUACCAUGGCCAAGCCCAUUCUGUCUUCAAGACCCUCCAGCCCUACCCUUUUCCAAUCUGGGUGUUGCCACUGGUCUCUCUUCCUUUCCCUCCCAGUCAACCCAUCCAUGUCUCCCUCCCAAACAUUCCAAAUUGGCUUCAGCUCUACUGCUAAUAAUCCCUCUAUCUGAAGCCACCAUCAUGUCUUGCCUAGAUAACUCAAAACAGAUGCCUAAUUCACCUGCCAGAUCCUAUAAAUUCCCCUGAAAAGCUAUUAACUACAAAAAAAAUUAUUUUAAAAAGCACUGAUCUUCUUAAAACCCUCCUCCAAUUAGAAUAAAAUCCAAACCCCUUUCUUGCCACUUGCUCAGCAUUGAGGGCUUCAGAAAGGCCUUUCUGGAUAAUUCAGUCUAAAGAAACACAUGUCCCCCACCACACCCAAGAACUUGUCCUCCCUGGACAUUUCCUUGUUGUUUGUAGUCUGACCUUCCAUUACAAUGUCUGCUCCCUGGCCCAUG